ACGACAUCUAUUAUCAAGGCCAAAAUAACACUACAAUAUUAAUUUUUUUUAAGUGUUCUGACUGCAAAAUUAACACGAAAUGUAACACUGGCAGUGAUGACCGACAUAGAUGAGGCCUUCAAACUGUUGGGCUUUGGCCGGAUGCAGAGGUGCGUGUUCUUAAGCUGCUUUCUCAUCCAACUUUGGGCAACCAAUGAGCAGCUGGGCUUCGCUGUGGUCGUGGCAGGAGCCACAUGUGACCUCGACAUCUCAGAUCAGCGUGUCAGCUGGCUUAUGUGUUGCAACUUUGGAGCCCAGAUGAUCCUGGCGCUUAUUUGGGGUGGAAUAGCGGAUCGGUAUGGCCGUCGCAGGUUGAUCAUAAGCACAUGUCCCGGUUCUUUGUUUGCAUCCGUGCUCUCAGCAUUAAUGCCGGAGUUCUGGUCCUUUAUGGUCAUGCGUGUCCUUACGGGUGCCCUCUUGGGUGGUACCUUGGGCAUUCUAAUGACCUAUUUGGGCGAGCUAACGAAGGUGUCACUGCGCCCCAAGGUUCUAAAUUAUUCCAGCUUUGCCUUUGGUCUCAGCAUGAUACAAGUACCGGCUCUGGCCUCUGUGAUUCUUCCCUUAGACAUGGGUUCUUUCCAAAACUGGCGUGCCUUACAGUUGUUAAAUUUGUUGCCUGGAUUUUGUGGUUUCAUCAUAAUGCUGUUUUUACCCGAGAGUCCCAAAUAUUACUUGUCAAUGGGUCAGGACGCUAAAGCCAUGAAGGUAAUGGAGAGGAUUUGUCGCUGCAAUAAGGGCAAGGAUGCUACACUGGCCACCUUAGGCAUUGAAUCGGUUACGCAGACUCGUUUGCAGACUACAGAUACUGGCCACUGUGCUCAGAUCAAGAGCUUGUUGACGAAUUACCGCAAAUACAUGACCAUCAUGAUCCUCAUCGUUCUCGUCCUCUGCGGAUUUGGCUUUGCUUUACCCGUUUGGAUGGUGCGCAUCAGGGUGUCAAUGCAGUCAACAGAAGAAGAGACAACUGUCUGCGAGCAUAUGCAGGGAACGAUUGCCGCGAAGACCGCACAGUGUGACUUGAAGUUCAGUGACUUGUUGGAUGCCAUCAUCCACGGCUUCGUGGUUCUAAGUGUCUUUAUAAUCACUAGCCUUCUCCUGUUCGUUCUGUCGCGUCGCGUAGUUAUGUUAACCUAUAUUGCCAUAGCGAUCGUGGGCAGCCUGUCUCUUAAUUUUGCAAGGAAUAGCUAUUUGAUACUGGUAUGUUUCUUUGCCUUGAUCGAUGCGCCACUGUGCUGCAUAAGGCUGUUGUUUACAUUCAUUAUAGAUUUGAUACCUACGUACUUGAGGGGUAAGGCCACGGCCAUUCUUUUUAUGAUGGGACGUGUUGGUAUCUUGUUAACCAGCUUGCUGGUGGGCUAUACCUUGGGUUUGAACUGUCUUGUCACCUUUAAUACCUUGCUGAUAUGUCUGGUAGUUUCUAGUAUUCUUGUCUUUAUGCUACCUUCGGAUCGUCGCGUUCGAGAGACGUAUAAUUCUUAAACUGGAUACUAAUAAGGAGCUCAGAGCAAGAAGAACGGAAAAGGGAACCUCAGCUCGGUCAAUCAAUCAUUCAAUCAAUUGGGCGCCUAACCAGCAUAAAGUUUAAGGAGCAAGGCUAAAGGAUUAGGGCCAAAGAUCAAAUAUUUUUGUAAAAAAAAAAAAUAAUAAAAAUAAACGUCAAAUAAACUUUGGCGACA
Messenger RNA from Drosophila kikkawai, 1715 nucleotides. Its product is annotated as putative transporter svop-1. Gene Ontology annotation, cellular component: membrane. Gene Ontology annotation, molecular function: transmembrane transporter activity. Gene Ontology annotation, biological process: transmembrane transport. The record is from RefSeq and is a predicted model, not a curated record. NCBI's taxonomy places the organism in Eukaryota, Metazoa, Arthropoda, Insecta, Diptera, Drosophilidae.